Messenger RNA from Phodopus roborovskii (desert hamster), 3757 nucleotides. RefSeq names its product zinc finger protein 804A (gene Znf804a). The coding region runs from base 126 to 3713 and encodes 1195 amino acids. Gene Ontology annotation, cellular component: nucleus. NCBI's taxonomy places the organism in Eukaryota, Metazoa, Chordata, Mammalia, Rodentia, Cricetidae. The transcript has 4 exons. The record is from RefSeq and is a predicted model, not a curated record.
GCCGCCAGCGCACCGCCAGCCGCUCGCCCUGCCGAGAUCCCCAGCCCACCCUUCCGGCCACGGCUGCGGCUGCGGGCGCGGGUGCGUGGAAGCGGCGGCUGCGGAGGAGAGGCGGCGGCUGCCCCAUGGAGUGUUACUACAUCGUCAUCAGCUCCACGCAUCUCAGCAACGGACACUUUCGCAACAUCAAGGGAGUUUUCCGGGGACCUCUCAGCAAGAACGGGAACAAAACUCUGGACUAUGCUGAGAAGGAGAACACUAUUGCAAAAGCUCUGGAGGAUCUGAAGGCAAAUUUUUACUGUGAACUUUGUGACAAGCAGUAUUAUAAGCAUCAGGAAUUUGACAAUCACAUUAAUUCAUAUGACCAUGCUCACAAGCAGAGGCUCAAGGAACUGAAACAGAGAGAAUUUGCUCGAAAUGUAGCAUCUAAAUCCAGGAAGGAUGAGAGAAAACAGGAAAAGGCACUCCAACGUCUUCACAAGCUGGCUGAGCUAAGAAAGGAAACUGGGUGUGCUCCUGGAAGUGGCCCCAUGUUCAAGUCAACAACUGUUACUGUAAGAGAAAAUCUCAAUGAACUUUCCCAAAUACAGACUGUAGAUUCAGUUAAUAAUCAGCAAGAUUUGAUUCAUAGCGAAGAGAAAGCAAAAGAUGUCACUACAGCUUCUGCAGAAAUGGAAAGUGCAAGUAACUGCACAGCAAAUAAUUGCCAGCUUGGGGAUCAGGCUCAGGGUAUCCACAGACAUAAAAUUGGCUUUUCCUUUGCAUUUCCAAAGAAAGCCUCUGUGAAGCUGGAGUCUUCAGCAGCAGCCUUCUCUGAAUACAGUGAUGAGUCCUCUGUGGAGAAAGAACUCGGCAGGAAAACGAGAUUUGUCCCCAGCACUUGUCAUCUUCAGCUAUCAUCACCAACAUGUGAGCUUCUCAGUUCCGAAGAGCAAGCUAACUCCUUUCAUCCUCAAGAGACCAUGUGUACUGACAAAACAACUGCUCAAAUUGAAGAGAUGAAAAAAGUCCCUAAUGAAAAAAAUACAUUGUUGACCUCUUUUUGCCAACGUCAAAUCCCGGUAUGUUCUGAUGCAGAUACAUGCCAAAAUUCAGCAUCAUUUGAAGAUCAAAUAGCAAUGGUAGAUGCGAUUGAUAAUGAAGAUGUACCUGUGAAUAAAAUCAGCACUGACUUCAUAGAAAAGAAUCCCACUGUACCUAAUGACUACACACUAGCACAAACGACCACAGAGGAAAAUGCUAAGAUGAGUGAUGAGGCCAAAAUGGAAACCGGAAAUAAAAUUAGUCAUGAGCCAUUGGCACCUUCAAAUACCACAGAGGAAAACAUAAAGUUGCAAAACAGACAAGAUUUAUGUAAAAGACAAUGUGACCCAUUUGUACCUGUACUUAACAAACUUGGAUCUACAGUGCUUCAGUGGCCAUCAGAAAUGCUUAUUUAUACAACUACAGAGCCAUCAAUAUCUUAUAGCUGUAAUCCACUCUGUUUUGACUUCAAGGCCACUAAAUUAAACAACAAUCAAGAUAAAAAUAAACCGACCUUAAAUGACCUUAAUUCUCAACAGAAGGAGGACUUUUGCAAGAGGCCAGAUGCUGAUUGCAAAAGUGCACCAAUUGAAGGUGUCACAGAUGAUGAAAUUAGCAGUAACAAAAGUAAUCACACUAAAAUUAUUGUUCUUCAUCCUGCUCACAUUCUGUCUAGUAGUUAUGAUUUAGAACACAAUAAGGAUGUGUAUGAGAAGUAUAAGGAUAAUUCCUGUAUAAACAGAAAAACAAACAGAUACAACUGUACUAGAAAUCAAAUUAAACGAGAUAGUCUAAAUGAGAAAUAUAACAAAGUCAGGUUGAAGGAGACUCGUGAACACUGGUUCCAUAAAAGUAAUAGGAAGAAAAAAAGAAGAAAGUUAUGUCACCAUCAUCAUGGAGAGACAACCAAAGAAGCUGAAAGUUACUGCAAAGCAGAAAUAGACAGGCAGUAUGCUGAUGAGAUAAGGAAGGGCCCACAGGAACUACUUCCUGAAAGACAGCGAAGGAGGCCAAAGCCAUGGUCAGAUGUACUUCAGCUACAUGAUGAAAAACCCAAUGCAGCAUCUACAAAUUUAAGUGAAAAUGAAGAAAUGAGUACAACAUGGAAUCCUGAGUCUAACAAUGAUGAUAUCAGUUCUCAAAAUCAUAAAGGAAAAAACACAAUAGUUGUAAAUGGACAAGCAAAUCCACCCAUGAUACAUACUGUGAAACAAAAUCUAACAUAUUCCAGAACUUACUGCUGUUGGAAAGCCAGAACAUCAAGCUGUCAAGGGGAUGUCAAGUGCUUAGUUUCUCAGAAUGAUGUGAAAGUUCCCAGUCAGAAUCAGCCUAUGAAAAGAGGAUACAAUUCUCUCAUGAGUGAAGCAGAAGGAUUCCAUCGGAAACGCAGACAACAUUCAUGUUCUUAUUCAUCAGGUGAAAGUUUAAAUCAACAGAAUCAUUUAGCAGAAGAAUAUUUGAGGCCACCAAGUGCUUCAUUCACUCCCUGUCAGCCGAAGAAGAAACGAAGGAGAAAAAGAAGUAGAUUUCACAUUGGGGGUAGAGCUUUGAAAAGCAAGGACAAUUCAGAUUAUUCCAUGAAGAGCAGUUCUUUGAGUCCUCUGAAUGUCUUUGUAAAGGAAGACAGAAAAGCAGAAAAAAAAACAAAAGAAAAUAUAAGAAUUGACAAGAACUCAGAGCAAACAGAAAACAAAGCGAUGUCACAUCCUUACAAUCCACUUCCUUCUGAAACCAAUAGCAAAGGUGAGCAUUCUAUAGCAGAGAUUACUCCAUCACAUGCAUCACAGGCUUCCAAUGAUCUCACUACAUCUGUGCAUGUAGCAAGAACCCCACCAAAUGACUCAAAUGACAAUAUCUUGCUUGGACACAAUCAAAGAAACCUGUCUACAAACAGUAACGAAAAGCAAAUUCCUUUCAAGGUGCCUAAUACUGAAAGGAACUUUAGAAAUUCACAGACUAAAUCAUACAUUUGCCGUUACGAACUGGCUGAAACCAUUCCACAGAGAAAGAUGAACGAACCAUCAACAGAGUGGCUCUGCUACAAUUCUGGAAUCCUUAGCACACAACCGCCAUUACAGUUCAAGGAAGCACAUGUCAGUGGGCAUGCCUUUGUAACAACAGAGCAAAUCCUGGCUCCAUUAGCCUUACCAGAGCAAGCACUAUUGAUUCCACUAGAAAACCAUGAUAAGUUAAAACAUCUACCAUGCGAGGUCUACCAGCACAUCAUUCAGCCAAAUGUUCUGGCCAACAAGGUCAAAUUCACCUUUCCUCCUUCUCCCCUGCCUCCUCCUAGCACUGCUGUGCAACAUUUGCCUUUGCAGCGGCCCUUUUGUUCUACCUCUGUUACCACUAUCCAUCACACUGUUUUGCAGCAUCAUGCUGCAGCUGCUGCAGCUGCAGCAGCAGCCGCAGCUGCAGGAACCUUCAAAGUGCUUCAGCCACACCAACAGCUUCUUCCCCAAGUCCCAUCUCUCACCAGAACAUCUAUACCUCAGAUCUCGGUAGGAGCUAUAGGACCCAGGCUUUGUCCUGGCAGUCAGCCAGCUUUGGUUGCUUCUCCUCAGAUGCCAAUCAUCCCUGCAUCAGUUCUUCGCCCCAGCCACUUGGCUUUCCCACCUUUACCCCAUGCACUUUUUCCUUCAUUGCUUUCACCACAUCCAACUGUCAUUCCUCUGCAGCCCCUCUUCUAGUCACCACCAUACAGAGAAAAGAACAUAUAUAAAUAUAAAUAUAU